Podospora anserina S mat+ is the source of this 5187-nucleotide messenger RNA. RefSeq lists its product as uncharacterized. Gene Ontology annotation, molecular function: protein binding. The transcript is spliced from 2 exons. Lineage: Eukaryota; Fungi; Ascomycota; Sordariomycetes; Sordariales; Podosporaceae. The record is from RefSeq and is a predicted model, not a curated record. Bases 1 to 5187 code for a protein of 1728 amino acids.
AUGCUGAUGAGAUGGCUGCAAUCACUAGCAUCCGAGGUUGAAUACUCCAUUUUCAUGCAAGCACUUGCUGAAAGGGAUCCCGGGACACACCUGGACGGUGUCACUGCUCAAAGAGAGCACCCGACGAUGAGAUGGAUUGCAUCACACAGCAUUUACUUGGAAUGGCUCGCGUCCUCAGCACCCGCCUUCCUCCACCUGCAUGGCAAACCUGGCUCUGGAUCUUCCGCUGUUGCGGGUGUCAUCAUGGAAGAAGUGGCAGCGAUUCCCGACUUCCAAGACGCAACAUUCGUCAGGUUCAAUUCUCACAAGCAGUAUAUCCAAACAUCAGAGACGGCCAGGAUUCUUCUUUCCUUGUGCCGCCAAAUUCUGUCGGCGAAUCCCAAGUUAUUUCGACGUACCAAGCCGCUUUGCAGGACCAUGCGAGCAGAUAAUCUCUUCAACAAGUCCGCCGCCUGGGGUCUCUUCCAGUCCCUUCUCAACUUUCAUUCAGGUCCCUUAUUUAUCUGCCUUGAUGGAAUACACAAUUUGCCGCCUGACUUCCUCGAAUACCUUAGCACCAUCAAAUCUCUAAAGCAAGAGAGUGGAGAGCCCCCGAGAUUUCUUGUCACCAGUUCCUCGGAAACACUCCCCAUUUUUCCGGAUUCAUUGAAGUCGACAAUCGCAACAUUGAGCCUCAGUGACGAAGCGGACAUGAAGCGAGCCACCAAACAAGCCGUCCAGAGGAGGGUAUUGGACAUUGCUUGGCGGAAUGUGCUCUGGUAUGACCUCCAGAAAACGAUUAUCAAGACAGUUUGCCACGAUUUACCACCUUAUCUUGUUGCUAUGCAGUCGCUGGAUCUGUUGGAUCUUGAGCACCUUCCCCGCACACUUGAUGGUUUAUACUCACAUUAUAUCGCGAUCCUGUCUCGGUGGGAGCGUCAAGUUCUGGGCUGUAUUGUCACGGCGGUCCAACCGCUGCGCAGUGUUGAACUUGCCAUUUGUCUGUCUCUGCAGGGGGAGGAGACCCAAAGUUGGCGAGAUCUACGCAGCCGGACUUCGCAGGAUAUCAUCAAAGACAUUCUUGGACAUAAAAAGAUACGGCAUCUGGUAAAGGUCAGAGACGAUAGGGUGUAUCCCAUCUACGAGACUCUGACCGACUAUCUGCACACAAAACACAAGCAGGUCUCCAAACAGUUGCAUUUGUCAAUGCUGAAGGCCUGUAUCAAGUACAUCAGCGACCUCUACCACGAUACAUCUUUCCUAUUGGGUCUGACCUCAACCCCUGAGCUUGGAUCCAAUAUCACGCAGGAUGCCACGCUUUCCAAGGAAGCCGGGUUUCUAAGAUACGCGAGCCUGUGCUGGCCGGACCACUACAACCUUUGUCAUGGUGAUCCUCAAGCAUACAGAACGGUUUCUCAGCUCUUUGGAAACCCUGCGCUGCGUUCCACCUGGUUCAGUCUCUAUGCACACUUCAAAAGCCACCUCCCGGAAAAUCUUGAGUCUCUGACAUCUCCCUUGGCCAUGGCUAACAAGCUUGGGCUUACACUAAUUGUCGAUGAUAUGAUUCGAGGAGCCAUACCGGGAGGCGACCAUUCCAAGACGACCUGGUCCAACCCUCUGGCAGAUUCAUCAAUCUCAAGCAGGAUGCCCUGGGCCGAUACUUUGGAGGUCAAACAUCAGCUGGUCCAGGAAGUCAUCACUUUUGCAGUCGAGGAAGGGAGAGCAGAGCUCAUCUUUCAACUGACUUCUGUCCUAUCACCCGACACGCUCGAGAUUAAGGGUCACAAGGGACUUACUCCACUGCUCAGCGCAACCAGAAACGGGCACAUGGACGUUGUGAAUGCUCUGGUCAAGCAAGGGGCAUCCUCCAAAGCAACGGGGCGAGACGGGUCGACUAUCCUGCAUCUGGCAACAAGACUGGGAAGCCUGUCCAUCGUCAAGCGGAUCCUCGAGAUCAACAGCCAGCUUGAUAUUGGAGCAAUGAACAAUGAGGGAUAUGACGCUAUCAAGAUUGCAGCAGAAUCGGGCUUUACUACGAUUUUGGAGGAGCUCCUGCACCGGAUAGAUCCCGAGACCAGAAAGAAACUUGUCAACACGCCGCUGCCAUCAAGUAGUCAGACUCCCCUUUUUCUGGCUGCGAGACACGGACAUUCGGAAGUGGUAAAGUUGUUGCUGAAACACAAAGCCGAUCCCGGCAUCCACAAUGACGGCGAAUCGAGUGCUCUCUACCAAGCCGCCAAGGAGGGAGACAGUGACGUUUUUACCGCUCUUCUCACCCACCCUAUGUACCAGAAGUUGAGCAUUCACCCGCAGGUCAUUGGUCCUUUCAAUGAUGCAGAUGGGGAAAGCUCCAUAGCCAGUGACGAUCUUGAUGCAUGCCUCCUUGUCGCUGCACGAUACGGGCGAGUCCCCAUCCUGAAGAAGCUUCUCGAGUACAAGGUUCGGGUUAACGUAACAGGCGAAGGAAAGAACACAGCACUUCAUUUGGCUGCACGAGAGGGCUUUGAACAGGCCACAACGCUUCUACUGAAGCAACACUGCGAGGUGGACCUGCGGAACGAGGAACGGCUGACGCCAAUUCAGCUGGCAGCACAAAACGGACAUAUCGGUGUUGUCAGGACUCUUCACAAAGAAGGGAAAGCAAAUAUUGCAAGGGGCCCCGACCCAGAACCUCCGCUACCAUUUCGGUCAGCACUGUCCACGUUAGAGAUGGCGGCCAUGGAAGGCCAAGUUCCCGUCGUUGAAUACCUGUUGGUGAUGGAUCCAGCAUCGGCUCCUCGGGCCCUCCAGCUGGCGGCCGAGAAUGGACAAACCGCUGUGGUGCGUUAUCUGAUGGCCAAUCAAGACCAGAUUUCAGUGUCAGUGGCAUGGGAUGAUGCAGCAUGGAUCGAAGCAGCCGGAGCAGCGCUCAAGAAGCGCCACCUCGAAGUGCUCAGGGAGCUUUUAACCUUCAAGUUGUCCGGCGUGGGAGAAACAGGACUACCAGCUAUUUCACAAGAGUUUUACCACCUGCUGUACAUGGCUAUCGAGAAAAAUUACGGGCCUGAGGUUCAAGUUCUGGCUGAGAAGGGUUUCGAUAUGAACAAGCCAAACGUCAAGAACGAGCACCCGCUCCAUCUGGCGGUCAAGUGGAACAGUCCCAACGUCAUUGUGCCCCUUGUAAAAGGAGGGUCUAGUCUAGGUCAUAUCGACGACACCCAAAAGGAUACGCCCUUGUAUCGGGCUGUUUCUCGAAACCACGCAGAACAAGUGGUGCACGAGCUUCUUGAGGCGGGUGCAGACCCCAACUGGAAAAACUUGGGCCAGGAGGACCGAACGCCGCUGCAUCAAGCGUGCUCUGUCAACAAGGACAACUCGUUGAUUAUAACCUGUCUUUUGGACCACCAGGCAGACGCCCUCGCCAGAGAUGAUGAUGGUUGGACUCCUCUCCACUACACGACCGACAAGUUCAGCCUUCCCAAUGCCAUCGCGCUCGUGGGUAUCAACCGAGAACGCACCCACUUGAUUGAAAUACGCAAUAACUACCAAUCAACCCCCCUGGUGCUUGCUGCGGAAAACGGCGCCGUGGAUGUGAUGGAGUUCUUUUUGGAGUGCGGGGCGGAUCCUAUGCUAACCAACAAGACCGGCUCGUCUGCUCUCCAUCGUGCCGCAGGAGGCGCCCACCUCGACGCGGUGAAGCUACUCAUUGAGAAUAGGUUCAAGACAGCUGAUCCGACCAUGUCCAAAGCCAACGGCAUAACGGCGCUUCACAUGGCUAUCCACAACUCCGUUCCCCAGCUCGAGAUGGUCGAGUAUCUCCUAAGCAGAGAUGGCGUUGAUAUUAAUGCCCAAAGCUCCAACUUUGGAAGCCCUCUCUGUGCUGCAGCUCGGUUCUAUUCGACGGGUUACUUUACACCAAAAGGCGAUGGGCUGAAGCUCUGCAAGCUCCUGAUGGAAAGGGGAGCUGAUGUAAAUUCUACCGGAGGGUGGAUGUAUUCUCCACUUCAUAUCGCCGCUGAGCAUGGGUCUGCCGAGCUUGUCAAACUCCUGUUGAGUAAAGACGACACCAAUGUCGACAUUUUCUGGGAGGAACAUGGAACACCCCUGAGCGUGGCUAUCCUCCAUGAGCACGAGACGGUGGUGGGAAUUCUUCUCCAGAGAGGCGCUGACCUCAACAUUCCACUUGAUGGGGAAACCGCAGUGCAGCUUGCAGUGAGGACAGGGGAUUCGGGCGUGGUGGAAACACUCCUUGAAAAGAGGCUGGAAAAAUUCCAGGUUGUACAGGGUCUUGAAGAUGCUCUGUGGGCGGCGGUUCGCAAGGAUAUGCCACAAGCUGUGAAGGCGCUCCUGGCCGAACGCAGCAAAGAUCCAUCCUCCACCCCAGACACAAUCAUUCAAGGCUGGACCAUACUUACAUAUGCAAUUUACUGGGACUCGGAUGAUGUGAUUGGCUAUCUGUUAGACAAUCCCGAGCAGCACGACGCCAACAUCGAUCACCACAACGACGCUGGUAACGCGCCCCUACACAUGGCCAUCGAGAAAGGCGCAGAUGAGCUGCUCGGACAGCUUCUCGAUCACAAGGCAGAACCAAACAUUUGCGAUCGAGUGGGAAGGACCCCGCUGAUGCUGAGUGCCAAGAAAGCCGAUCUCGACGUGAUGGAUAUGCUGAUAAGUAAAGGGGGAAACGUUUUCAGCAAGGACCUUCGCCUACGAGAUGCUCUCUACUGGGCUUGCCUCUCGCAAUCCAGCGAUGCCGUCACCAAGAUUGUGGCCGUGAUGCAAAACAAGGGCAGCGAGUGGCUCACAUCCUGCUCGGCUGCCAUCUUCCCCGUCCUCCAUGCCAGCGAAGCAAGACAGAACCUGCUCGAGGCACUGUUCAAAGGAGAGGACAUGACGGCGCGCAAAGAAGUUCUUGCCGGGAUAGCAGUGGAUAGGAACAACUGGACAUUGGCCUACACGCUUAAACACAGCCACACACCCUCGGUCACGUCCGACACAGACUUCUUACCCGGCUGGUUCGUAGAGUAUGCUCAGGAAGCGGCAGACAAAAGUAAGUUGUUGCAACCCAGGGUCUUUGUGGAGCUAACAGGUGAACAAAACAUCGCAAAGACGCUUCUUCUACGGUUGAGCCAAACACUCCAUCCAGGUGGGACGAUGUUGAUGCAGCGCACCCUCUUGAGGUGUCCCCGGAUGGGCAGACCGUCACGGUUGGCCCAAAACCACUCAUGA